Messenger RNA from Kwoniella shivajii, 681 nucleotides. RefSeq lists its product as uncharacterized. The transcript is spliced from 5 exons. Gene Ontology annotation, molecular function: alcohol dehydrogenase (NAD+) activity. Gene Ontology annotation, cellular component: cytoplasm. Lineage: Eukaryota; Fungi; Basidiomycota; Tremellomycetes; Tremellales; Cryptococcaceae. Bases 1 to 681 code for a protein of 226 amino acids. The record is from RefSeq and is a predicted model, not a curated record.
AUGUCGACACAACGGACUAUCCUUAUUACCGGAGGCAAUCGAGGAAUCGGUCUCAGCCUAGCUCGCUCAUUCCAUGCUCAAGGGUUCAAGGUCAUCGUAGGUGUUCGAGAAAUCAGUAAAGCCCCUCAGCUAGACGGUGUGAUCGCUGUGAAGAUAGAUUCCGCUUCAGAAACAGAUGCUAGAGAUGCGGUUGAGGAAUUGAAAAGCAAAUAUGACAUUGAAACGCUUGAUGUUGUUAUUGCCAACGCAGGUAUGGGUAGUCACUACGCGCCAAUGAAGGAUAUCGAUUUGGCCGAAUUUCGGGAUCAUUAUCGAGUCAAUACUCAAGGACCUCUAGUCUUGUUUCAGGCAGUUUAUCCGUUAUUAAAAGAAGGCAGCAAGUUUAUAAUCAUUUCUUCUGCUCUAGGCUCAAUUGGUCUUGACCAUGAUCCCAAUGUUGGUGUCUAUGGGAGUUCAAAGGCAGCUGUCGGUUACCUGGGACGACAAAUACACUUCGAAGAGCCUCAUCUUAUAAGCUUUUUCAUCGAUCCAGGUUGGUUAGACACCGCAAUGGGACAAUAUGUCGCAGACCAAUUCGGCGUAGCGAAACCCCCAAUGAAAGUAGAAGAUAUCAUACCCCAACUGGUCAAACUUAUCAAUAACGCAACAAGAGAGAACACAUCAGGUUACUUCUGGAAAUAG